This is a messenger RNA of Calliphora vicina (urban bluebottle blowfly), 3751 nucleotides long. It is a transcript of the gene RASSF8, whose product is annotated as ras association domain-containing protein 8. The record is from RefSeq and is a predicted model, not a curated record. Bases 204 to 2561 code for a protein of 785 amino acids. NCBI's taxonomy places the organism in Eukaryota, Metazoa, Arthropoda, Insecta, Diptera, Calliphoridae. The transcript has 8 exons. Gene Ontology annotation, biological process: signal transduction.
ACACCUCAUUUAACAUUUAGCGUUGUUAUGGCAAAUUAGUCGUGUGGUAUCAUCUCUGCGUAAGGUGCUACUACUUUUCAAUAAAAUAUUGAAUUUGUUUAUUCAUCAUAAUUGGAUAGAGUAUAAGGUGCUUUUUCAUCUUAUACAAUAGAACUAUCAGGAAAUAGUAAAAUACAUUUUAAAAUCAUUUUUAAAACUUCAAUAUGGAACUAAAAGUAUGGGUUGAAGGCAUACAACGGAUUGUUUGUGGAGUUACGGUGAAUACAACAUGUCAGGACGUAGUUUUUGCUUUAGCUCAUGCCACUGGAAAAGUGGGACGUUUUACACUUAUUGAGCGUUGGCGCAACAAUGAACGUUUGCUGGCCCCAAAUGAAAAUCCUUUAAAAUUGCUGCUAAAAUGGGGUGAAUAUGCGAAUGAUGUGCAAUUUAUAUUGCAGCGUUCAGAAAGUAAACAACAGCAGCAACAACAACUACAACAACAACAUAUGAAACAAGAAACGCAACAACAACACAAUACAACUAAUAAUAACAACAAUAGUAAUAAUAAUAAUAUUAAUAAUACAAACAAUAAUAACAAUGAAAGCACAACUGUGAUGUUAAAUAAAAAACCUUUGGGUUUAAGCAAUAUUAAUAACCACAACAACAAUAAUAACAAUAAUAAUAAUAGUAAUUUAACUAAGCAAAUUAACAAUAAUAACAAUAACAAUAAUAAUAAUAGCAAUAGUUCUAGUAAUACAAUUGAUAAUGCAUUAAAUGCAAACACAACAACAACAUCCACAAUAACAACACAGCAACAUCAAAAACCUUUAACUAUGGAACUGAGCUUGAAUGCAGCACAUGAACGGGCCAAAGAGUUAAAAAAGAGUUUUGGUGUUGUUCAUGAGGCAAAAUACUCUGAAAAUAUUGGCAUUGUUAAGGGUAUACCACAACGCAAUAACAACAGUAACAGCAACAAUUUGGCGGCAGCUGCUACAACAAAAACAACCAACCCAACAGCAUCUCUAAUACCACGUCAUGAAAAAUCACAUUCCAAUCCAAUAGAAAUGCCCUCAUCUGCUAGCAGUGCUGGUGGCCUUGGUAAUUUUGAGGCAGGCAAUACUAUAUUUAAAGGAAAUGGUGCUUAUCAAGAACACAACAACCACAGCACCAACAACAACAAUAAUAAUAAUAACCACAAUAACACAAAUAAUAUUUAUCAACAAUUGGGUGCUCAUAAUAGUAAGUCUAUAAAUGAAAUAAAUUUAGCUGAAGUACGCAAUGCUUUAGAUCGCCGCACCAUGUUGACGACAACGACAACGAAUACUAAUGCUGCAGCAACACAAAACUCCUCGAGUAUGGGCGGCAGUGCUGAAAUCAUAUUCACCAACACAAAUCAAUCAUUACAAGCGAGUAAUUCCAAUCAAAGCAACGAAAAUCUUUUAGAUAUAUUUAAUGGCAAUGCCACAACUACAACAAAUGGCAGUAAUGCGAAAUUUUCUCCCAAUUCACCCAAUGAUUUGUAUAAACAAGCCACCACUAUAUCGGCAAAUGGUGCUCUAGUGCCACCACCCUAUAGAGAUCCACCACCGCCUCGCAAUAGUCCAUUGCAGCAGCAGCUUAAUGGUGCGCCAACAGCCCAGUUACCCAAUUCAAAUUUUUCUUCACAAUCGGUUUCACCUCAACAUCCGGCAAAUGCUUUAUAUUCCAAUCAACCAAUUUUGCCGUCAACACAGCAACAGCAGCAGCAAUCGGAUUAUGCCGAUUAUGCAGAUUAUCAGCAAAUUAAUGAUUUAGUUUUGCCCACAAAUAUGGAUGAAAGUGAAAGUAUUUUUCAGGCCACUCAAUACAAUGAUCUGUUGCAAUUGAUCAAGUUUCAGCGUGAAAAAAUCAAUCAGCAGCAAAUGGAAUUGACAAAGUACGAUGCCGAAAUUGUUUAUUUGGAGUCCAAGGAACGUGAUCAGGCUCAAGAAUUGGAAGCCAUAUCAAGGGAAAUCACCAAGGCUGAUCAAUUGUUUCGGCAAGGCAGUGAACAGCUACAAACUUUACAAUAUGUCGAAGAAGAAAAUGAGUUGGUUAAACAACAAGAGAAAACCCUUAAGUCCGAAAUUGCUUUGCUGCGUUCAAAAUUGGCCAAUUGUGAAACGGAAUUGUUGCAGUGUAAAAAUAAAAUACGUCUACUAAUGGAUGAUAUUGAAAUCGAACAGAGAGCCAUAACAAGUUCUAAGCAGAAUAUAAGGCAAAAUGUCGAACGUGAUUUUCUUAUGGAAAUGGAGCGCAUACAAGGUGAAAUUGAUCAAGCCAUACAUAAUACCGAUUCCUCCAAUAAAACAGCUGAGAGUUUGAAAAAGGAAAUUUUGCUUAUUGAAACUGCUAUAGCGGAGAAAAAGAGACAGGUGGAACAAUUGGUUAAUGAAAUGAAGGAGGUGAAUCUACAAAGUUUGACCGUAACAACAUCUGAGGAAAUCAAACAUUUAUUGGAAGGCUCCAACAAACCCGGCAGUAGUCGACGUAUUAUUGGUUCACCACGACAAUUAGAGAAUGCCGUACCCACUAGUAAAAAUCCUCAUGGAGUUUGGGUUUAAACAAAAACCACAGGCAAAUUCCAAUCAACUAUAAAAACCAGGUUUAUUAUCAACAAUUGUUAAACUAUUUUUUCUCUCUUGGUUUUAUGUUAUAAACAAAGAGACAGGCUACAAAAAUAACGAACUUAUACAUAUAUGGAAAUAAAAAUGGGAACAAAAAUAAUGGUAACACACAGCCCGUAUUAACAGAAACAUAUCGAUAACAUUAUAGAAAUACAUAGUUAAAAAACACACACAAGUGAAAUAAUAGAAUUAACCACUCUACAAGCAAGCAGCAUACAUUCUUAUAUAAAACAAGAAUAAUUUAUAAAAGAACAAAAGUUUAAAUUUUUUAACGAAUAAUUAAAACAAUGAAAUGAUUACAACUUUUUAUUAUUUUUUGGAAUUUGAAAAACAAAUGAAACGAAUUAGUUGAUGUGUUAGUUCUUUAUCAUAUCUAUAAACAACAAAAAAACGAUCUCUCUAUAUAUAUCAAUACAUAUUAUUAAUGAAAUACAUACAUACAUAGAAAACUUCAUCAUAUCAAAAACUAUCUUAACUCUUAACAAUCAAAUCAUUCCAUUAUUAAACCAAUUUUAUUUUUAUAAGAAAUUUAUAUUUUUAUUCUUAUUUUUUACUGCCUUUUUGUAACAAAUUUUUGUUUGUCGUUUUUAUUUAUCACACAAAAGUUCAAAUUUUCUUUUUUAUGUUUAAUUUACGCUUUAAUGAAAAAUUACAGGGAUGAAUUAAAUUUAUCUUGUUUAUUAGGGAAUGGGUGUCGAACUUUUUUAAUGAAAUUUUUAUAUUUUAUUUUGUUUACAAAAUUUUAUUUUAUUUUUCGAGUAUACAAAACGUUUUAUUCGACACCAAACACUUUGUAUUCCAGUCUAUAGUAUUUUAUUCUCUACUUUUAUAUUGCACGUCUUUGCUGUUUUAACUGCACCCAUAUAAAAAAACCUGAUGACACACCCUGACUCUCAAAAUGUACGAAAAUAUUGCGACUCUAAAAAUUUUGUGAAAAAGUAUAUCAAUAAUUUUACAGAUUAUUUGAAUAGCUAAUUUUGCGGAUAAUAGAUUAUUCAGGAAAUUGAUUUAAAAAAUGUAUGUAGCUAAACAACUAGUUUUUAGUAACUAAUUAUUUGAUUAAUCAUUUAUCCGAAUAUCCGGUUAUUCGCUUCAUUGAAAAAUAGAUAAUUUUUUAUGCUAAAUUU